AGUUUCAUGGUGUCGCCAAGAUGGUCAGUCAAAACAAAAUGUCCUUCAAAUAUUUUAUCGUUAUUAGUGUAAUUUGUGCUGGUGUCAAUUAAGUUGGAACAACUAACAUGUUAGAUCGGCUUAAACGCUCGAUAGAUAAUAAUACACCCUCUCUACAACUAACAAACUUCGAAAACAAAGGUUACUACGUACAAAGUAUUUUUACGGCAAACUACUUUCAAGCUAUGCAAUUUUGCCAUUACCACGGAAUGCGUCUGCUGUCUAUUACAUCCAAGAAAGAAAACGACUUUAUAGAAGGGAAAAUUCGAAAGAUGAACCUCGAGGGACAUCACUGGACAUCUGGGACAAUAUUACCGAGUCCCGAUCCGUGGAUAUGGAUGUAUACCGGUAAUUCCAUGAUUUACACCCACUGGGACAUAGGUGAACCAUCGCUCUCUGUUGGAAAUUCAUCAGAAGAAUGUUUGGAAGUUAGAAUAAUUCGCGGUGGACUGUGGUGGAAUGACUUAAAUUGUUUGGGACUAUUAAAUUUCAUUUGUGAUACUCCAUUAAGAAGUAAUGGGUAUAGGUAUAAUAAUUCAAUUUGACUGUAUUAAAUUGUCUCUGUGGAUUAGGUGCAUGUACAUAUAUAAAUAAAAACUAAUUUAAACAAAA
Anoplophora glabripennis (Asian longhorned beetle) is the source of this 651-nucleotide messenger RNA. RefSeq names its product perlucin-like. Gene Ontology annotation, molecular function: carbohydrate binding. Bases 108 to 584 code for a protein of 158 amino acids. Lineage: Eukaryota; Metazoa; Arthropoda; Insecta; Coleoptera; Cerambycidae. Gene Ontology annotation, cellular component: external side of plasma membrane. The record is from RefSeq and is a predicted model, not a curated record. The transcript is spliced from 4 exons. Gene Ontology annotation, biological process: biological process involved in interspecies interaction between organisms.